UGGUCACUAGAUUGGAUCGGUUUUAUUUGUUAUUGGAUUGCCAUCAAAGAACAGACCGAUCCGAUUUGGAUGUUGAAACUUUGGAUCCGAUCCGAUUACAAUUGGAUAUUCGAUCAUAGUCUGUAUUUUUAACAUCGUAAUAAUUGGACGGCCCCUUUGCAGAUUCGAUCAAGAUUCUUGAACAAUUUGUGAAAACCAAUUCCUUCAAAUUUACCCAACAUCACCUUCAACUUGGUUGAAUCCGAUCUACCUCCAAGUAAUUGCCGGAAUCUCCAUCCAUCUCCGGCAUACAAACACGCCAGUAGUACAAAGAGCUCAGUGGUGGAAAAUGACCGGAUCCGGCUGUUGUUGAAAUCGGCAACGGCGAUUUCGUCGUCGGAGUUCGUCAAUUGACUCAACAUCUCAGCUGUUUAGGUAUUAUUAAACAAUAAUCCGUCCCUAGUCAACUAAUUCGUACUUAUCGAUGAUUAAUGGUAAUUAAAAUAAUGUUAAUGACAGGGAUCAAACAACGGCUGGUAAUGAUCUGUGCCUUAUCUCCGGUUUGGAUCUGAUUGUAGUCGUUAUCCGCACCGACGCCAUUAACAGGGAUCAAAACUCUUCUCUCUCUCUAUAUCUAUGAGUACGUAUGCGUGUCAGUAGGGAUAAGAUAGGGCGCACAAUUUAAGAUGAUGCUUGCAUCGGGUUCUCAUUUUUUUACUCGUAAAAUUGACGAAAACUUUAUGAAACGUGCAAGGUGUAUGUAAAUAUUUUAGAAUAUAUCCCCCUGGAUGUAAGGACUACGCGUGUAAGGCUGACGAACCACAGUGCGAGAUUGAAGAUUUGCCGUUGGAUUUUGAUUGGACGGUUGGAUUUUGGAUUAGAUAUUGAUUCCCCUCUCUCUCUCUCUCUCUCACUAUAUUUGACUUUUUGUAAAUAAUAGUUUGACAUAGAUUGAGUGGACAAUUUCAAAUGUGCCAUUUUCCCUGGUCCAUCAUUAAUGAAGCCGUAUAUAUUCGGGGGUAAUACUGUUUGUUCUGUUCUUAGCUUUGUAAGCUGUUGUUCUCUGCAAAAGAAGACGCGUUUUGAGAGUAAAUCCUUAACACAGUUUGUCCACCUUCGGAGAAGAAUUGCUUGCUAAGCACAGCUUCAAGAAUAUAACCAUGCUUGGCAAGGAAUUUUUCACCGAGUAUGGUGAAGCAAGUCUCUAUGAAAUUCAAGAAGUUGUAGGGAAGGGAAGUUAUGGUGUUGUUGCAGCUGCAGUUGAUACCCACACCGGGGAGAAGGUUGCUAUAAAAAAGAUCAAUGAUGUUUUCGAGCAUGUUUCUGAUGCCACCCGCAUUCUUAGAGAAAUCAAGCUUCUUCGACUGCUUCGCCACCCAGAUAUCGUAGAAAUAAAGCAUAUUAUGCUUCCUCCUUGUAGAAGAGAGUUCAAAGAUAUAUAUGUGGUGUUUGAGUUGAUGGAAUCUGAUCUUGAUGAAGUAAUCAAGGUUAACGAUGAUCUCACUCCUGAACAUCAUCAAUUUUUCUUGUAUCAACUCCUUCGAGCUUUAAAAUAUAUUCAUACAGCACACGUGUUCCAUCGCGACCUGAAACCCAAAAAUAUCCUUGCUAAUGCAGACUGCAAAUUGAAAAUCUGUGAUUUUGGUCUAGCUCGUGCAUCAUUUGAUGAUACCCCGUCAGCAAUUUUUUGGACUGACUAUGUGGCUACUAGAUGGUAUCGUGCUCCUGAACUUUGUGGCUCCUUCUUCUCGAAAUAUACUCCUGCAAUUGAUAUCUGGAGCAUAGGAUGUAUAUUUGCGGAGAUGCUAACAGGGAAGCCUCUGUUUCCUGGGAGGAAUGUUGUGCACCAAUUGGAUCUUGUCACCGAUUUACUUGGUUCUCCUUCUGCUGAAAUCAUAGCAAGGAUACGGAAUGAUAAGGCCAGAAGAUAUUUAAAUGGCAUGACCAAGAAAACCCCUAUUCCAUUCUCACAAAAAUUCCCUAAUGCUGAUCCACUGGCACUCCGUUUACUUGAGAGAUUGCUUGCAUUUGAUCCCAAAGACAGAAUAUCUGCUGAAGAGGCCUUGUCUGAUCCGUACUUUUAUGGUUUAGCAAAUUUGGAAACUGAGCCAUCCAAACAACCGAUUUCAAAACUGGAAUUUGAGUUUGAAAGGCGGAGAUUGACAAAGAAUGAUGUAAGAGAGCUGAUUUAUAGGGAGAUCCUGGAGUAUCAUCCCCAAAUGCUGCAAGAGUACCUUCAUGGCGAAGAACACAUAAGCUUUAUGUAUCCAAGUGGAAUAGAACGGUUUAAGCAGCAGUUUGCUGAUCUUGAGGAGCAGGAAGGCAAGGAAGGAAGAAACUCUCCACUUCGAAGGCAAUACACUUCGUUGCCAAGUUCUUUGUGGGUAUAAAGUACUUUGAGCAUCUCCAACUAUUUCUCCAUAAUUUCUCCAAAUACAAUUAUAUUCAACUCCAAGGGUGCGUUUGGUUUGCGGGAGAGGACGAGACAAUAGUAUAAAACCUUUGUCUCAUGUUUGGCACGAAAAUAGACCCGGACAGGACAAGACCUUAGUGUGAGAAGAAUGCAUUUUUAUGUCCCACCAAAUAAGUGUAAGAAAGAUUAGAAAGAUGAGAAAAAUGGAUAAAUUUCUAAACUAUCCGUGUCAAAUUUGAACCCUAAAACCUUCCAGAAAAUUAUCAUCCUCCCAACUCACUCUCGCCAAUCCAGUCACAUACCAAACGCCUCCAACAUUUCUCCAUUUUAGAGAUUCCAACAUUAAUUAUAUUAUUAAAAAAAUUCAGUUUUUUCGGGCAAGUUGUGGAGUUCUUUCUUGGAAUAGUAAAAAGUCAAUUCUUUCUUGUCCUCCAUUAACUAUAGAGGGUUCUCCAAAUUUGUAGAAAUUUUCCAUUUCUCCGGCUUUCUCUAUUUUGAGAAGCUGUUGAAGCAAAAAAAAAAACAUAGAAACUUA
Molecule: messenger RNA, 2927 nt
Organism: Cynara cardunculus var. scolymus (artichoke)
Lineage: Eukaryota; Viridiplantae; Streptophyta; Magnoliopsida; Asterales; Asteraceae
Product: mitogen-activated protein kinase 9-like
Exons: 10
Coding region: 1140-2369 (409 amino acids)
Biological process (GO): intracellular signal transduction; protein phosphorylation
Cellular component (GO): nucleus; cytoplasm
Molecular function (GO): ATP binding; MAP kinase activity
Source: RefSeq, a predicted model, not a curated record